UUUUCAUCCGGUGCAAAAGGGAAAGCAUUCUUGUCCAAGAUGCGCAGGGCUUCAGCACAGCGGAGGUCGUGAGGCUGCAGCUGGUGAAUUACAAUUGGGAUACGGAGCCGCGAUGAACGAGGCUCUUUUUUUUUGACGUGAUUUAGAAAUUACCGUGAGGGCGCGGUUGGGAGUGUGAGUCGUAAAGUCCCCACACAAACAUCUCAUGGAGGUCAAAGGACAUCUGAUCACAUCCAUGGGUCUAGGGGCUCCUGAUGUUCAAGGCUGCCAGGACAGCAAGCUGCAGGCUGAGAGGAUUGCAGCGCUGCAAGAGAGGAAGCAGGCCCUUGAGGCUCUCCUCAAAACCAGAGUGGGAGAGCUUAAACAUGUCUGUCUGCAGGAAGCAGAGCUUACUGGGAAGUUGCCACGUUCUUUCCCCCUGGAGACGGGAGAGAACCCCCCACUGGUGCAGCGCAGAGCUGGCAUCCCGCCCAAUGCCAAGGCAGAGGACGAGGCUGCCCAAAGGAAGCAGAUGAAAGCCAUAUUCACGGGUGCUCUGUAUAGACAUUCAGAAUCGGACCGAAAUGUACCAAACAACAAGAGGACAGUUCACCGGGGUUGUCACACAGAGGACACUGUCAUGUCAGAGAGUACAAGCUCCAUGUCAGAUUCCACAUCCCAUGACAAUGAGUCGUCUCCUAGCGUUGCUGCCGACCAGCGCUCACUGUCUCAGCCUCGGCUCACUGUUGGCAGUCCUGACCACAGGAUCAGCAGGAAGCUGUCUCCAGUUGAGAUUUACUAUGAGAUGAGGACACGCCGCAACUCUGUCACAAGUUCUGUCAGCCCAACUCACUCUUUACCCAGAAGUGCAUCUAAUGUUGAAGGUAGAAGUGUUCCAGCCACUCCUCUUUUGGCUCGGACUGCUCCAAUCAGCGUUCACGUCAGGUCGGACACGUCAGGGGGUAAUGGGUUGAAGCAGUGGUCUGGUAGUCUGGAUGUGCCCUACAUGAUUCCUCUGGCUCAGGAGGGUUCUUCCUCUGACCGCCGAAGCUGUCCAUACAGCUCCCGUGCCAGGCGCAGUAACAGCUCUGAGGCCCUGCUGGAUAGAUCGAGCCUUCCUGACGAUCCUGCUCCUAGAAACGGGAUGCCCCCAAAAGGAGGACCCUAUAAGAGCUCAGAGACACUGACUGAUGGGAAGCUGCGACAGAUCCACCUUGGAAGCCCAGAGAGACAUGCGGGCAGCUCGGUGGAACAGGCCAAAUUGCGUCUCUCCAUGGGCGGCAGAGGGGCCGGCGGCGGCUACAAUGAGCUACUGAUGGACUAUAUUUGGGGGAAACAGCAAAGGAUGCAAGUGCAGCACCACCUGUAUCAGUCCACAGGCAGGAUCUGGCAGGACGCGACUUCUCCUCGUUCCUCCACUGCAGCUGUCCCUCCCCAUGCCAACGGCUUUUCCCAUUCCCAGGUGCACCUCCCCACUGCUGCGACUCCCUACAGCCCCAUGGUCCUCCGAGGGUCCCAAGCUGAGCUGCGCAGGGUCAAAGUAACCAGAACCAAAUCUUGUGGGCCCUUUAUUCCUUUGCAGCAACACACCCAGGAUGGCAUCCUGCUGUCAGCCUACGAGUCUCCCCUUCCUGCCUCUGGCACCACAACAUCCUCCAUUCCCAACCUCCAUCCCUACCAGACAGACCUGUCUGGCCACGCAUUCAGCCGCAGACCCCCACAAUUCUCUCUCCCUACCCCAGAAGACUCGACGAGAAGCUUGCAUAAAGCGCUCGCCCUGGAGGGUCUGAGGGACUGGUACCUGAGAAAUGCCCUUGGAUAUCCUCCUUCAGCCUCAAAGGGUCAGGAGGCAGGAAUAUCUCGUCUCUCGCACCCCCACCCACUGGUGCACCAGGCCCAGUCUGUUCAAGGGGAAACAGCCAACCUUCACAGAUCCCAGAUACCCCAGUCAGCCAGCUUCCAUGGUCACCCAAUGCAUGGAAGGUCGAUGGAGUUCUCUCUCUAUCAGGAGACUCCCCAUCCACAGAUGCAAGAAGUGACCCCAAAGGAACCCAGCCCAGACCCAGGCACCCUAGUCUGAUUCAGCAGAACACACACAUUUUAUGAGUAAAAAUACUGUAGCCUCACACACACACAGUACUCUCAGACUCUGAUAGUCACACACUAACACAGAUAAGGUGAUACAAUGUGACCUCAGCAGAAAAUCAAAACAUGGAAACCUCAGCAGAAAGAGACUGGAAUAAAUGACAACUGUAGAUGUACAGUGUGAAAAAGCCUUGGCAAGUUCCCUGUGUUAUAACUGAUCUCACCACUAUAUGUGAACCUCAAACCUAGUGUUCUGAUGGAUGUGCACUGGAUUUCACUUAUCUAACAACAGUAUGGUCAUACUGUAUAUGGAUAUUACUGGUUCAACACAAGCAGUAGAAUAUUUCCUAAUAACCCCCCAAAAGUUUCCCAAGAUAUACUUUUUUACAGAAUAUAUACAACUCUAAAUCACUAUUUUGUAUCUUCUGAGAUAUAAAGAACCGUUAUAUUCAAGAGGUAAUUUAUUGCUCAUUACUCGUGUGAUAUACAAAGGAGCUCGCAUCAAUUAAAAGGUAUCAGUGCAUUCUGGUGAAUGUGUUUGUAUACUCUUAAAAACACAAAACAUGCUUCAGUCUUCAUCUGAUUUUAAUUUCACAGCUAUUUGUAUUUUUCAUGAUUGAUAAUGAAACAGGAGUCAUGAACUGUAGCAUACAGACGUAGCAGACAGGAGUGCCUAAAUGUUCAAAUAUCAAAACGAAACCUUGGUUAGAAAACUUUAAAGUGCUUUCUUGUGACCUAAAAUGCUAGCUUUGAGCAUUUUGAGCUUAGUGUAAUCAGAAACUGAAAUCAGGUCAUGAUGUCACUAAAUUAGGGUAUUUGAAAUGAAGUCAUGUAUGACCUUUCUGUUAGUUUUCGCCAGAUUGGUGCUGGCUAACAAAUGUAGCUCUGUUUGUGCUGACUGAUUUCGACCAGCUUUAGGAAGAACCUGAGGGCUGUUCUGAGACCUAUGUGGCAGUAGCAUAUGACUGUAUGACAAUAAUUAAAAAACAUAAAAUCUGUCUUUUUUCUGCAUUCAGUUUUGGCGGUUUUGAGUGUCAUAUGGAGCACUUUAUGAACAUCUUAAGCCUUAAAUCCCUUUUAAAUGGUUGCCAAGAGAGAUGAGAAACAUUUAGGAAAAGGGUUUCGGCAACAUCUACUGAAGGUCAUUGUGAGUGUUCGUCUGUAUAUAGUGUGGAUUGUACUGAUGCGUUUCAAGCUGAUAUUUAAUUGCUGUACUAACAGUUUAAUUUUUAAA
Molecule: messenger RNA, 3298 nt
Organism: Labrus bergylta (ballan wrasse)
Lineage: Eukaryota; Metazoa; Chordata; Actinopteri; Labriformes; Labridae
Gene: ccdc120b
Product: coiled-coil domain containing 120b
Source: RefSeq, a predicted model, not a curated record